GCCAUGCUUUCAACUCACCCGCUUCCUUCAGACAUGCCCACGACUCAGAGACCCCAGUUCACCGAGCGCCACUUCAGUGUAGACCCAGCGGCUUUCAGCAGAGCUGUGAGAGCGCCACACCUGCCAUGGAGCUUUGCCAUACUAUUUUCAUAUAAGGCGCCCCCGUCCUGCCGUGACUUAAAUGGACUUUGAAUCAAUCUCUAACUUCAAGUGUUAACACCUGACACUGCAAACAGUAUCCUCUGUCUCUUCAUUAACGAAAUGGUAAACUUUGAUGAUCUUCUUCAUUAUGUUGGGGACUUUGGGCCCUACCAGAAAAGGAUAGCUUUUUUAGGAUCUUUACCCAUUUUAUUAUUUGCAUAUGUGCUAGUUGGAGUUGUGUUUAUUGGAAAUACACCAGAUCACUGGUGCAAAAUUGCGGGCGCUGCACGUGUUCGAGAGGAUUGUGGAACCUCUGUGGAGGAGAUCUGGAACCUCACUGUUCCUUACACUGGUCCACAUGGCUCUCACAGUAGGUGUGAUAGGUUUGAUUUGGUCUGGAACUUUAGCACGGCGAACUGCAGUGACCUGGGACUGGGGUCCAUACCCACCAAUACCACACCACUGACUUCCUGUGAUGAGGGAUGGACGUUUGAUCUGACUUGGACUACCGUUGUAACAGAGUUUGUGUUGGUGUGUGAUCGUUCCUGGCUUGCUGAUUUGAACCAGGCAACCUUAGCUGCUGGGUUUUUCAUAGGAGCCUUUGUCUCUGGAUACAUAGCUGACAGGUUUGGAAGAAAGUUAUGCUUCAUUGGCUCAAUGCUCGGCCUCGGAGUGUCAGGGAUAUGCCUCAUCAUUUCGCCUAAUUAUCCCUUGUUCCUGGUCUUUAGAUGUUUGCAGGGUUUUUUUGCAAAAGGAGCAUGGACAACCACAUAUGUGCUGGUUAUUGAAUUCUUUGGAUCAAACAACAGGAAAUUUGUUUCAGUCAUGACCCGUACCCUGUACUCUACUGGUAUGGUUCUCAUUCCUGGCCUAGCUUAUUACAUCCAUUCUUGGAAAUAUCUCCAACUGACCAUGACGCUCCCGAUCUUUAUCUUUCUGGUCUAUUACUGGGCUAUUCCUGAAUCUCCCAGAUGGCUGCUGUCACAAAAGAGGACGAAAGAGGCCAUGAUUGUUAUCCAGAACAUUGCAAAGUGCAAUAAAAGAUCCGUUCCUGCAGACUUUCAAGAGAUGGAUCUACUUGUGGAACAACAGCAGGAAAUUGUUCAUCCAUCUUUUAAAGAUUUGUUCAGAACACCUAAAAUGAGGAAACACACCAUCAUCUUGAUUUAUGCAUGGUUUACAAGUACAGUAGUAUUUCAAGGAUUAUUACUACGUCUAGGGAUCACAGGCGAUAAUCUGUUUUUGGAUUUCUUCAUCUCAGCCGUGGUGGAACUGCCUACUGGUCUCAUAUUUUAUCUGUUGGUGGACAGAGUGGGCAGGCGUCCUCUUAUAGCAACUGCAAAUUUAGUUGCAGGACUUGCUUGCUUGAUUGUGCCUUUUGUUACACAGAACAUCUCCUGGCUGAGGAGAAUCAUCGCAAUAAUAGGAAGACUUGCUGUUGCCAUUGGAUUUGAAACAGUCAAUUUUGCCAACUCAGAGCUUUAUCCCACUCCCUUAAGAAAUCUGGGUGUGUCCGUCUGCUCCUCAGCCAGUGAUAUCGGAGCAGUGGCAGCACCGUUUCUUCUCUACAGAUUAGCCAGUAUUUGGCAAGAGCUGCCCCUCUUUCUGUAUGGUGUUAUGUCUCUGGUAUAUAGUGGACUGGUUACAAUGUUGCCAGAAAUGAAAGGUGUUGAUCUUCCUGAGACCAUAGAUGAUGUGGAGAACAGAGGAAAAGAAGACGCUAAAAAGAAAAACCUAGCAAUGAAAUAUAAUCCUGGUGAUGGAAGUAUGUGAGAAUCUGUGAAAGCUGGUAUUGUGUGAUUAUUACAUCACAUAGUACGCAAAAAUGUGCUAUAUGAUUAUAUAUUUCAUAAUUCAUUAGAAUUAUAGAGCUUUGGAGCUACAGGUACCUUUUUUUACAAACCAUCUGAUUGCAAGCCUAAAAAAAAAUAUAUAUAUAUAUAUAUUAUUAUUAUUAUUAAUAUUAUUAUAUUUUAUUUUUUAUUUUUUUUGGAAAUUGUCCUGUACCUCAAAACAAUAUUUCUUUAUUCGUGUUUAUUUUAGUAUAUAUUUUUAUUAUUACCGUUGCUUGUUGUGUUGUUGCUGCUGCUUUUGCACUAUUAUGACUAUUAUGACUAAAAAGUAUUACACUUUUUGGUGGCAAUAAAAUGCUAUUUUCCUACCCUUCAAAAGGACAAAGUGAGACAGGCAAAAUAUUUAUUGUGUAUAAUUGCAUCUAUUAUGCAUUAUAGCGUGUGGCUUUGGCCUGUAUUAAAAUGACACUUUCACAUCCAGCCAUGUGUGAAAUGAUUGAAAUCCAGACUUUGUAGAAGCUUUAAACUAUUGUGCUUUUUCAUAUGCUUUUAAAGACAAUAGUCUUUUGUUAAUAAUCAUCUAUUACUGUACCCAAUUAAUUUGCAUGUGCUGUAAAUUACUUUGUGUAAGUCAACAAUUAAAAGACUAAAACAAUAAAUUAUUUGUUCAAA
Molecule: messenger RNA, 2606 nt
Organism: Astyanax mexicanus (Mexican tetra)
Lineage: Eukaryota; Metazoa; Chordata; Actinopteri; Characiformes; Acestrorhamphidae
Gene: slc22a3
Product: solute carrier family 22 member 3
Exons: 12
Coding region: 262-1914 (550 amino acids)
Biological process (GO): transmembrane transport
Cellular component (GO): membrane
Molecular function (GO): transmembrane transporter activity
Source: RefSeq, a predicted model, not a curated record